This is a messenger RNA of Triplophysa dalaica, 5919 nucleotides long. It is a transcript of the gene fbxl16, whose product is annotated as F-box and leucine-rich repeat protein 16. NCBI's taxonomy places the organism in Eukaryota, Metazoa, Chordata, Actinopteri, Cypriniformes, Nemacheilidae. Gene Ontology annotation, biological process: SCF-dependent proteasomal ubiquitin-dependent protein catabolic process. The transcript is spliced from 6 exons. Gene Ontology annotation, cellular component: SCF ubiquitin ligase complex. The coding region runs from base 343 to 1845 and encodes 500 amino acids. Gene Ontology annotation, molecular function: protein binding. The record is from RefSeq and is a predicted model, not a curated record.
UUAAAUGGGAUUGGUCUGUUUUGUGUGCGUGUGCAUGUGAGAGAGAAAGAGACAACUAGUGGGAGGCAAGCUUUGUGUGGAGAAACAGAAUGAACGGGCAUUAGAUGCUGUUAUUUUGAGCCAGGUCAUUUAUUCGCCUGUUUAUUGUCGCUUUCUAGGCACAUAUGAAGCGAUAACGUCCGGCUGUGGCAUCGGGAUAGGUUUACACCUCUUGUGGCAACAUCAUCACCUCCGCAAGGAAAUAACGGGCAGGGCUGCUGGUAUAUUUAUUUAUUUUUACCUCAUGCGUCCUGCAACGUUGUGGGAAACGCGGUCGAGCCACGCAGAGAUGUUUCACUGAUCAUGGUUAAUGGUGAGCUGCAUACGAAAGAAAGGCUUCCAAUGCUGAAUAUGUCCACUCCCAGCGACCUCAAGUCUCCCUGCGUGACACGGAACGGCAUGGUCAAGCUACCCCCCCAGCCCAACGGCCUCGGUUCGGCCAGCAUCACCAAAGGCACUCCGGCUGCAAAGAACCGCCUGUGCCAGUCCUCCUCUGUGCCCACCAUCUUGCCUCCCCCCAGUCUCCCCUAUCACCUGGAACCCCUGCCCACAGCGGCCUCGCUGCUGGGUCCCGAUCUGGACACAAGCCCUGUGACUGCCAUCAAACCUCCCCUAAGGCAAUUCUCCAAACCACUGCUGGAGAGGCAAAUGGUGUUGGAUGAGAAGGUGCUGAACCGGCUCUUAUGGUACUUUACCUCGGCGGAAAAGUGCAUUUUAGCACAGGUGUGCAAGACGUGGAGGAAGGUGCUCUACCAGCCCAAGUUCUGGGAAGGCGUGACGCCCAUCCUGCAUGCCAAGGAACUCUACACAAUCUUGCCCAAUGGAGAGAAGGAGUUUGUUAGCCUCCAGGCUUUUGCUCUUAGAGGCUUCCAGGCGUUCUGUCUGGUUGGUGUCUCUGAUUUGGACAUUUGCGAAUUCAUCGACAACUAUCCUCUGUCGAAGAAGGGAGUCAAGUCUGUCAGUCUUAAGAGGUCGACUAUAACAGAUGCAGGACUUGAGGUGAUGCUGGAGCAAAUGCAAGGCCUGAUGCAUCUCGAACUAUCCGGCUGCAAUGACUUCACAGAAGCGGGCCUGUGGUCCAGCCUGAACGCCCGGCUGACCUCUCUCAGCGUAAGUGAUUGCAUCAACGUGGCCGACGACGCCAUUGCUGCCAUUUCCCAGCUACUUCCUAACCUGUCGGAGCUCAGCCUGCAGGCCUACCAUGUCACAGACACGGCCAUGGCGUAUUUCACCGCCAAGCAGGGGUACACCACCCACACGUUGCGCCUGAACUCCUGCUGGGAGAUCACCAACCACGGAGUGGUCAACAUGGUGCACAGUCUGCCCAACCUCACCUCCCUCAGCCUGUCGGGCUGCUCGAAAAUCACAGAUGACGGCGUGGAACUGGUUGCUGAGAACCUGAGGAAGCUCAGGAGCCUGGAUCUGUCCUGGUGCCCACGCAUCACGGACAUGGCCCUGGAGUACAUCGCAUGUGACCUGCACAAGCUGGAGGAGCUGGUUCUGGAUCGGUGUGUAAGGAUCACAGAUACAGGCCUGGGUUACUUAUCCACCAUGUCCACUUUGAGAAAUCUUUAUCUGCGCUGGUGCUGUCAGGUGCAGGACUUUGGGUUACAGCAUCUAUAUGGCAUGAGGAGUCUUCGCCUUCUUUCUCUAGCAGGCUGCCCUCUGCUGACCACUACUGGCCUAUCAGGCCUGAUUCAACUGCAGGAGUUGGAGGAGCUGGAACUGACCAACUGCCCUGGCGCCACAGCCGAACUCUUCAAAUAUUACUCCCAGCAUCUGCCGCGCUGCAUGGUCAUUGAGUAGAGCGGGCGCCAGCACCCUCCACAUCACCAAAACUUCCUCCUUACAGACUGAUGAUAAACCCGACUUCAUCCUGAACCCAUGGGAGAACCUAGAAAUUGAAAGGGAAUUUUUCCAGAGGAAUGAAAAGGGAUCACUGACUUGGAAGGACGAGAGAGGUUGAAACGGGCCUCGACUGAUGAGCGAGAACGAAAAUGUACAAAUCGUCAGAGGCUUGAUCUUUCAUUUAACAACAUGAGCCCCCCCACACAUACAUGAAACAUGUUCCUCCUGUGAACUCAGAGACUGGCUUUCCCGUCUCAUCUUUUAUCUUGAAGUGAAGAAGGUUUGUGAUGCCUCAUAUCUGAGAAGAGAGAGGUGAACCAAAAACUAAAAGGGAAGGUAUGAGUUAAAGGAGCCACCGAAGGGUCUUUACGCUUUGUCUGGCGGUUUCUCGCUUCCUCGCGUGGUGCUGCCUCUUCAUCUCUGUGUCUUAUUAAAGGGAAAUUUUAAGAACUUUGGAGAUGAACAGCUAUGUAGAUUUCACAUCAAUACUACUCGCUUAUUGUCAUGCCGUUGUCUUUUUCUUUAAAUCUUAUUUUUUUAAGUAUUAUUUUUGAUGACGACUGUGAAACGGUACGUGACGGACACUUUAAAUAAGAUGGGAAUCCAGGUACGGACUCGAGAGGUACGACUUCGAGAGGAACCAGCAUAGUCAGAAGGUUAUUCUUAGUCCCAGCAGAAUUCUCUUUUCCAGGUAUUUUGAGUCCAGCUGGGAAGAACGCAGCUUCAACAUUUUUCCUGUGGGACUGUGGUUUGUACAUUAGAUAGCUUUGUAUUUCAUCCCUUUGUUUUAAUUCCAUUUUGAUGGCAGUCGAUAUUAGUGGUUUACGUGCGGGUUUCAAUAUUAAUCCUGAUUCAAAUGAAGAUGAGAUCUACGAGUGAUCCCAUAAUGCAUUGGGCUCGCAUGACGGCUCUUCACAGACUGAAACUGCACAUGGAUGCUUAUUUGUCACCGGGCCGAAUCAUAACAAAAGCGACAGCAUGGCAGUUCUAUUACAGUACGGGCACACCGCCACUUUUAGCCCAAAGUAAAUGAGUCUGUUUGCUAUUAAAUACACGAGAUGAAUACAGUUUACAGCCAUUCGUGGUGAAUACAGACGCAGGCCGGUGCAAACAUCCCACAAAAGCUUCUGACAAUAGACUCACGUAGUUGUUUUGUUUGUAGAAUGCUUUCCCAUUAAGCAAUAUCCAAAUGUCAUUUUUGCACGCAGGGAAAUUUACAGAAACUAGCCGUUUAUUCCAACCGUGACCUCUACGCACUCACCCCAUCUCAAACCCUGCGUUUGUCCUCUCAGGAGUUUAUCAUGCUGCUCACUUCAUCUGGGUCUGUUGUGCUGCCGAGCUUUAGGUAAAUACUGUCCACCAAGUCUCAGAUUAUGGCCAACUUGAAUGACAACAUCCUUAAAACAUUUUUAAUUCUAAGCAAAUUAUUGUGGGCAUUAGUGGAAAGGUAUGGUCAUAUAUGUGCUAUUUCUGUUUUUCGGGAAAUUGUACAGAAGGGAAUUCUUCAGAUCGAUGACUAACGGGGUCUUCAAACAUACAGCUAAUCUCUCUCCAAAAGGUGCGGUCACUUGAUAAAAGUGAAUUUCCCUCUGGCACAGAUGAGGUCAGAAGAAUUGCAACAUCUCCGUUCUCAAAGUGGACACUAUCCCACCCAAUCCUAAAUCCUGUAGGCUUUAAAGAUAAGAGACUAUAUCUGCUACACUUACACAGCUGAUCUUUCUUCAUGUAUAUAGUGGCCUCUUUAAUGAAGGGCUGGCGGCGUAAACGGCCCCUUAUCCGGAAAAGACCCCGGGUGGUGAUCUCACCACCUUGUGUGACUUUAUCUUUUGAAUCAUUGUGUUUUUACGUUUACUUUUCAUUGGUAGCGGGUUAAUUUAUUGACAUAAUUGCACAUAUUUAUUUAUUUAUUUAUUCAACUUAAUAAUAAUAAUUGUUUGUUUAGGGGUAGGGGAGAUGUUUUUUGAAGGAAGCAGAGGGCGCAGUUGAUUUGUGAAUGAAGGUCGGGUUUGUAUUGUGGAUGAAUCGUGUCCAAGCAGCUUAUUUUUGGUGAUGGCCGAGUUGACCCAUCUUAGACCCUGCUGGCUCUCUUCCCCUCGUGAUUUGUUUCUAUUGUUUUAUUUUUGUUGUAAAAUGGCCGUCUGUUGAGAGACACUGUCAUCUAGUGAUUUGGGAUUGGAUGUUGAAUAUUCUACACCAGUUCACAUGCCUGAGCUCACUCAACCCUGCAUUCGGUUGCUCCAAUGUUGUUACUUGCGGAAAACAUGCAGUAUUUACAGUCAACGGGUUUUCUUGCGAAGAAAAGAACAGCUUUUAAGAUCCCCAUCAAAAAGCUUUUCAUCCUUUAUGUAUCCAUUGAUAACAAACCAGAACCAUUUGAGAUGAAAUACAGAGUGAAUAAUUAUUAAUAUAUCACAAAGUGUUUGAGGACAUAUAUGAGGAUAUUGUAUUAAUCUUGUAUAAAAAUCAUUUUUCAUUUCAAACGACUUUCUCCUCUUUGUAUGGAAUGAGAUUUUAUGCGCGUGGGAUAAACUUGUUUUUUACAUAAUAGAACCCUAAAUAUUAUAUAAUAGCUCAUGCACUAACCCCACUGUAACCUGUAUAUAUUUUUCAAAAUGUUGAGGUCAUCCAUCAGGAGGUUGUGUUUUUUAGGCUGCUUGGCUCUUAUCUACACUGCUCACGAAACACAGACCAGGGAGAGUCAACGGAGAAACUGCGAGAAAUGUGCGACUACACUAUCUUCUAAAUAAAGUGGCAAGUUAUGCAAAAAGGUCUUUCAGCGAUGAAUUACAUCAGCAAUCGAUAGUAUAAAAGACUGAUUUAACGUUGUAGGUCGAGCUAAUAUCAAAGACAAGAAGAAAAUGAACAGAUGUUUAUGUGUGUGUACUAUGACAUUAAGUGGGCCGUGUGCAUUUGCCUUCUGGCUUCCCCGUACGACAGAGGUGGGCAAGUUGAUUUAAUAGAGAAAGUGAAGCUACAUCACACGGUGUUGAAUGUUGCGCCACCUUGGGAGGAUGAAUGCUAGUGCGUUCAAUGCAACGUUUCGUUUUUCUUGUUUUAUUAGGAAAUAUAACUAUAGCAGGUCGGUCUUGCUGUGCUAAAAACUGCAAUAGCAUUACGCAGAGUCAUUCAGGAAAAAACCCUGGUUCUUUCACUUUCGAUUAUUGCAUAUAUCAAACAAAACAAGUAAUGGUACAUAUCAAAAAAAAUAUAAUAGCAGUGGAGUAAUAUCCUUUCAAGAUGGCGGCGCCACUGCAACAUGCAACAUAGGGCAUGGAGUCAGCUUCACAUUCUCUAUACUGGUACUACUGUGUGAAUUCUGCUUUAUUACAGACAAAUCUGAUUGGCAGAUAUAGAGCAGUUCUUUCUGAUUUAAAGCAUUUUGAAAGCCAAUUUUCAUGAAUAGUGCUAUUCUAUUCUCACUCAAUGAAGUUUUACUAGCUUACCACAUCAAGAGUGUGUUGGCAGUUUCGGUUCAGCCUCCAGCUUGCUUUUAACUCUAAAUGUCUGGCGCUUUUACGCUAACAAAAUCAUUUAUUCCUCUUCCCAUCUUACAUUUCAGGACCUUUUGGAUUUUGGAGACAAAAUGUCAAUUAUGUGAUAUAACAACAACAAUAGUGAAUGAAAACUAUUCUGUUGGCUUUUUGUAUGUACUUGUUCAUGUAAUACUUCUAUAAUAUUAGUAACGCUUUUGACAUUCAUACAGGGUCCGUAACAAACGACUUUUCUCCUGGUGCGAACACCUGGUCGCGUUGACUGUUGUUCAACAGCCUAUGAGCAAUGUUAGAUCUCCGCCUCAUUUAUUAGCCAUUUCUGUUCUCUUUUGUGACUUGGGCAUGUCACAAUUCACGGUUCUUUAGGGUAGAUUUCUUUCUGUAAAUACUGUUGUAGUGGUUCAUUUGAAAAGAAUGAUGAAAAAAAUCAAGUUUUAUAAACUACAUCUCAUGGCUGCAGUGCCUUGUUGUUUUCAAUUGGUUGGUUCCAGUCUGCACCGUUUUAGUAAAAGUUGUACAAAAUAACACAAGUGUGUCAUUU